Acytostelium subglobosum LB1 is the source of this 1212-nucleotide messenger RNA. RefSeq lists its product as hypothetical. NCBI's taxonomy places the organism in Eukaryota, Evosea, Eumycetozoa, Acytosteliales, Acytosteliaceae. Gene Ontology annotation, molecular function: protein serine/threonine kinase activity; ATP binding. The transcript has 2 exons. The record is from RefSeq and is a predicted model, not a curated record. The coding region runs from base 1 to 1212 and encodes 403 amino acids. Gene Ontology annotation, biological process: peptidyl-serine phosphorylation; intracellular signal transduction.
AUGAGCACGAAUGACGAAGAUGACGAUGAUCACAACAAUGACAUGUCAUCUCAACAACAUCAACAACAUCAACAACAUCAACAGCAACAUGAGGGACAACAACUCAAUGUUGCCAAUGCAUCAUCAACUUGUGCAGUUGACCAAGUUCACGUCGGACCAACACCAACAACGACAACAAACACAACAUUGAUAGACCCAGAGGUAUUGAAUCAAAGUGAUCUGCAACAAGUAAACAACAAUGACAACAACAACAACAACAAUCAACCAAAGCGUACAAAGAAAGAGUUUGACUUUAUAAAGACAAUAGGAAGAGGCUCUUAUGGCAAGGUUAAACUGGUCAUUGAUAAGCUGAGCGGUAUGCGCUUCGCCGCCAAGGUAAUGAGUAAACACCUGUUGGCCAAAGAGAAGAAGGCCAAGUAUGCCUUUGCCGAGAAGACAAUACUCGAGUCAUUGGACCAUCCCUUCAUCGUUAAGCUCUAUUACACCUUCCAAGAUGAUACCAAUCUAUUCAUUAUGUUGGAGUACUGUGAGAAUGGUGAUCUUUUGGAGUUGCUUAGGGAGGCAGUAUGCUUCCCAUUGCCUAUUGUACAGUUCUAUGCGGCAGAGGUCUUGGUGGCCGUGGAGUAUUUACAUAGCCGCGGCAUAGUCCACAGGGAUCUCAAACCAGAGAAUGUACUGCUAUCCACAAACUAUCAUAUACGACUGUGUGACUUUGGCACGGCCAAGCAAUUGGGUCCGGAUCCACACAGCUUGUCGGCAUCGUUCUGCGGCACCGCCGAGUAUGUCUGUCCCGAGUUGCUGGUCGACAAGAAGGCCGGUAGACAGGCAGACAUCUGGUCGUAUGGCUGUCUGCUCUUCCAACUCAUAACGGGCAAGCUGCCAUUCAAGGGUCUGAGCGACUAUUACACCUUCCAACUCAUCAUGAGUCGUGAGAUGGUGUUCCCGCCCGACUUUGAUCCAGACGCACAGGAUCUCAUCGAUCGUCUGCUCACCCUGGAUCCAUUCCGUCGACCAACCAUCGAAGAGAUCAAGUCACAUCCAUUCUUCAAGAGUAUCAACUGGAACGACAUCCACACUCAAGUACCUCCACCAAUCACUCGACCAGUCAAACAAAAAGAUUUUCAACUUCAGCAGCAAGAAGAGGAGUAUGUACUCAAUCUAAACAUCUACAUUGUGGAUGAGGACUAUAUCAAUCCAAUGGUUACUCGUUGA